AUGGCAACACGGAAAAAUCAAAGCGGUAAAGAGUCGAUCUCAUCACGGGUUUAUUGUGAUGAUGAUGAUGAUAGUGAUACUAGUGAUACUGAAGAUACUAGUAAGCGUAAGGUUCGUGCGCGUUAUCUGACCAUGAGUCGUCGGAAGAAAAAAGAGGAAAAAGAGUUAAAGAAGCGAAUGAAAAUGACUCAGGUCAAUAUGGGUGGUGUACCGUUUCAGACUCGGUCUAGUCAGCCGAUUUAUGUACCCGAGUAUUCUCAGGACGACCUGGAAGAGGAGGAUGAGGAUGAAGAGGAUGAGGAGAAUGAGUUUGAUGAGGAUGAUGUGCAGGACAGUGUUAGGAUGGGUGCGCAUCACAGAGAUACGCCUAUGUACAAUCUUAGUAGUUACCCUCCUCCCCGGUACUCCAGUUGUCCACGGCCUGGUCCUGGCGGUUUACCCUCUCCCCCUACCCCUAUCCCUUCUCCUAUGAGUGGUGAGUGGCGCACUCCACAUUAUAGUCCCUCUUUCCCACGUCCCGGUCAAUUCCCACAGGGUAUAUCCACCGGUAGUCGGCCUCGUCCCUCCCGCUCCACUCAGGCAUCUCCCCCACAUUGA
Oldenlandia corymbosa var. corymbosa is the source of this 597-nucleotide messenger RNA. Lineage: Eukaryota; Viridiplantae; Streptophyta; Magnoliopsida; Gentianales; Rubiaceae. The record is from the annotation of a GenBank genome assembly.